Sclerotinia borealis F-4128 is the source of this 894-nucleotide messenger RNA. NCBI's taxonomy places the organism in Eukaryota, Fungi, Ascomycota, Leotiomycetes, Helotiales, Sclerotiniaceae. The record is from the annotation of a GenBank genome assembly.
AUGUCUGCAUUCAUUCUCACUGCCACUCUUUUAUCAGCUGUUCUGGCUUGUCCCCAGCAUGAUCUUUCCAGUCAAUCUCUUAUGAAGAGAGCAGGCGGGACCGCUGAUUGGGCAUAUGAUGCUGCCUAUAAUUGGGGAAUGAUCAACGAGAGUAAGUUUACCUUCCCAACUUCAAUCAAAAUGCAUACUAUGCCAUUCUCCCAUCCCAUCUCUGACAUUUCCUUCCCAGACUACACCACAUGCCAGACUGGCACUCAACAGUCCCCUAUUCAUCUCACUACCUCCAGCGGCUUUUCCAAAACCCACAGACCAACCUUCAACUACCCCACCUCCACAGACGGCUCUCUGUACAAUUGGGGCUAUGGCGCUGCCUUCUCACUCACCUCCAACACCACCGACCUCAGCGGCAACCCCACUCUAUCCUUUGAUAAUGAAACCCUCUACCUCAAAGGCUGGCACAUCCACGCGCCCGCCGAUCACACGAUUGACUCCGUCCGUUCCAAAGCCGAGCUACAUCUUGUGCACGCUACAUCCUCAGGCGAAGAACGCGCCGUCGUCGCUCUCCGCAUCGAUCCCAUCGCCUACGGUACCACUGCCAACUCCACCUUCUUCGAGUCUUUCCCCCUCACCUCCAUCCCCGCCUUCAGUGACGCGACCGCCAAAAUCCCUAUAACUUUAGAUCUCAAACAAGCACUCGCGGAAAUUGAUAAUGCCGAUACCUUUUGGACUUAUGAGGGAAGUCUUACUUCGCCGCCUUGUACAGAGGGUAUCAGGUGGUUUGUUGCGGGCACGAAGAUGAGUGUGGGCACUGAGCAGAUGCAGGAGUUGUUGGCUGUGAGCACAUUUAGUGCGCGAGAGGAACAGGGAAUUUGGGGACAAAAGGUUAAUGUUUAA